This is a messenger RNA of Populus nigra (black poplar), 2020 nucleotides long. RefSeq names its product alanine aminotransferase 2-like. Bases 166 to 1755 code for a protein of 529 amino acids. Gene Ontology annotation, molecular function: L-alanine:2-oxoglutarate transaminase activity; pyridoxal phosphate binding. The record is from RefSeq and is a predicted model, not a curated record. Gene Ontology annotation, biological process: biosynthetic process. The transcript is spliced from 15 exons. Lineage: Eukaryota; Viridiplantae; Streptophyta; Magnoliopsida; Malpighiales; Salicaceae.
AGUUUCAUAGACAAUUGGGUCCGAUUUUGUUUUUUCCUGAAAAGACACAAAACCCUGUCUUCUCUCUCCCCCCCCUCUCUCUCUCGUGCUUUCUCGUAGUAAUAGUUCUUUCGUGUGUGAUAUUUCAUUCCUUUCAUUCAAGUAACAUCUGAACAAUAUAAGAGGAUGCGGAGAUCCGUUAUUGGGUCAGCUAAAGCCCUUUCAAACCGCUCCUGUCAAAAUCAUUGGAACGUGCUGCUGCUGCGUCCUUUAGCCUCUUCUCCUUCACGUUUCCUGUCUUCUACCUCUCCCCCCCCUCCUCCUUCAUCUAUGCCUCCUGUUUCUCUUGAUAACAUUAAUCCCAAGGUUUUAAAAUGUGAAUAUGCUGUCCGUGGCGAGAUUGUCACUCUUGCACAGGCGUUACAAGAAGAGUUAAAGUCUAAGCCAGGCUCCCACCCCUUUGAUGAGAUACUUUACUGCAAUAUUGGAAAUCCUCAGUCUCUUGGUCAGCAGCCUAUCACCUUUUUCCGUGAGGUUCUUGCAUUAUGCGACCAUCCUUCCAUUUUGGACAGAAGUGAAACUCAGGGUUUGUUCAGUGCUGAUGCCAUAGAGAGAGCUUGGCAGAUUCUUGAUCAAAUUCCUGGAAGGGCCACUGGUGCUUAUAGUCACAGCCAGGGAAUCAAAGGACUGCGUGAUACAAUUGCUGCUGGAAUUGAAGCCCGUGAUGGCUUUCCUGCUGAUCCAAAUGAUAUUUUCUUGACAGAUGGUGCAAGUCCAGCGGUCCACAUGAUGAUGCAGUUACUGAUACGAUCAGAGAAAGAUGGCAUACUUUGUCCCAUUCCUCAGUAUCCCCUGUACUCUGCUUCAAUUGCUCUCCAUGGUGGUGCUCUGGUACCCUACUAUCUUGAUGAAGCAACUGGGUGGGGCUUGGAAGUUUCUGAGCUUAAGAAGCAAUUGGCAGAUGCAAAGUCCAAGGGAAUCACCCCUAGGGCCCUGGUUGUGAUAAAUCCAGGAAACCCAACAGGGCAGGUUCUUGCAGAGGAUAAUCAGCGGGGGAUUGUGGAGUUUUGCAAGCAAGAAGGUCUUGUCCUUCUUGCAGAUGAGGUUUAUCAGGAAAAUGUUUAUGUUCCUGAGAAAAAGUUCGACUCAUUUAAGAAGAUUGCUCGGUCUAUUGGAUAUGGCGAAAAUGAUAUAUCUUUAGUAUCUUUUCAGUCUGUCUCUAAAGGUUACUAUGGAGAGUGUGGAAAGAGAGGAGGUUACAUGGAAGUCACUGGGUUUGUUCCUGAAAUAAGAGAGCAAAUAUACAAAGUUGCAUCUGUGAAUCUAUGUUCCAACAUUUCUGGUCAAAUUCUUGCAAGUCUCGUCAUGAGCCCACCUAAGGUCGGAGAUGAAUCAUAUGAAUCAUACUCUGCUGAAAAAGAUGGAAUCCUCUCAUCUUUAGCGAGACGUGCAAAGACGCUGGAAGACGCAUUCAAUAAUCUAGAGGGUGUAACUUGCAACAAAGCAGAAGGGGCAAUGUAUCUCUUCCCCUGCAUCUGCUUGCCUGAAAAGGCAAUUAAGGCUGCCGAAGCUGCAAAAACAGCUCCAGAUAACUUCUAUUGUCGCCGUCUACUCAAUGCCACUGGAAUUGUUUUUGUUCCUGGUUCUGGCUUUGGGCAGCUUCCGGGCACUUGGCAUUUUAGGUGCACCAUACUACCUCAAGAAGAUAAGAUUCCAGCAGUUGCCUCCCGUCUCACAGAGUUCCACAAGAGUUUCAUGGAUGAGUUUCGCGAUUGAAGGAUCUUUGCAUUUUAAACUCUUGAAAAGUUACAAAAUAAGAUAGUAGCCCAUCAUUUUAAUACAACGAUGGAUGUUACCUUGAUACAUUGUAAUUUUUUUUUCUUGGAAGGAUAUAUAGAGGUUUUUCUUUAUUGCUCCUCCAUCGAAGUGUUUCCCUUCGUUGUGAUCGGGAAAUAUAUGCUGGAUUGUAAUCACAUUUCUUGAGAAAUCUUUCUGCAGCACAAUCGGGCUCCAUAAUGAUAAUAUUUUCGCAUCCUCUUCA